Molecule: messenger RNA, 2038 nt
Organism: Exophiala xenobiotica
Lineage: Eukaryota; Fungi; Ascomycota; Eurotiomycetes; Chaetothyriales; Herpotrichiellaceae
Exons: 3
Coding region: 88-1971 (627 amino acids)
Source: RefSeq, a predicted model, not a curated record
AAGCUUUUGGCAAGUCAUGGAAGAAGAUAGCCAGACCAUCCACUGGGUCGCUCUUUCAAUAAGAUCGCUGGCACAUAUUAUCGAGGCAUGACCUCUCGCUACGCUCAUCUUUUGGCACAGUCUGGUAUCACACGGGAAAUGGCUUCUCAUAUCUAUAUUGAACAUCGGGGCCACGAAGACGGGUCAUGGACCAAUCUGUCAACGACAAAGCCAACCAUGGACUCGCAAGAACGAUUCAUACCGCGUGAAAGAAGACGCCGUAUACACUGGAGAGCACCGGCGACUAUGGUGUCGUCCUUCGUUGUGGGACUUAUGGGUGCAGCCUCUCAUCAUGCUCUCUACUCAACCUUCAACAACCGCACUAUCGAUUUCGAGCACGAGCAACAAAUCAUAUCAACAACCGGGCUCGCUUUGGCCUUCCUGGUUAAGGUGUCAUUGGUGCUCACCUCUGCUACAGCAUUCACACAGUGUUCAUGGCGCUCACUGAGAUCGGAGCCCAUGAAGAUCCGUUCGCUCGACUCGAUGUUUGACGUCCUUGCAAAUCCACUUCAAUUCCUCUACAUGCAAUUCUGGCUGCGACAUCCUGUUUUAACUCUGACUGCCGCUACCACAUGGCUGAUCCCAUUGUCUGCGAUCUUCACUCCAUCGACACUUUCGGUACGGUCGAUGAUGCACUCGUCUUCGGAUCUACUGCAGGUGCCCCAACGUCAGAAUAACGAUUCACAGCUGACGAUGCUGAAAACCGACGAUGGCUCUUCUUGGAUAUAUUUCGGGAUGUCGACAACCUUCAUCAAAGUGGCAAAUUUGAACAUCCAACAGGGAAAUGUGCUGCCAGUCUCUUCUGGCUUGAGCACGCAGAACCUCACUUACAGCUUGAGCUUCCAGGCCCCCGCUCUCCAUUGUACCGAGCCCGACACCGCCACCACUAUGACCAUCCGCAAUGGACUCUACGACUACAUGAAUCACACUGGAAACAUGAUUUACUGGGCUGGUUUCGUCCCUCAGAGCGACUUUGGGCCAGACACAGUCAAUGCCACAUUCUUUGAAGCUCUAAUUGACGGCGAUGGACAGUAUAAUUUCUCAACUCCCAACCUAGGCUUACAGGCACCAAGCAAUGGCCCAGCGAAAGUCUACCACGUGAUGUACUUCUCAGACAACAUGACUGCCAUCCCGGCCGGUGAUUGGGUUUACCGCAUGGCUGAGUGCUCCCUGCACAAUGCAUCCUACGACGCACGUUUUGAGUUCAACAGUAAUGGGCAGCAGGCGAUCACAGCUAAGCGCCAAGUGCUCAAUGGAAUUGAGGCCGUGCAGUAUCUUCCUACCAAUUUCACUAUCGACCAAGCCGCGGAACGAUUCAACGCCCAGGCUUUCAUGCAAGCGUUCGGUUACUAUGCAAGCGGAACGACAACGAUCGAGGUCGACGGCAACAAUUUCACACCCGGAAGCUCCGUCCAAGUCAACCCGGUCCUUGGCGCAGCAAUUUCAGGCGCCAUGUAUUCCGACCCUGGAUUCUCGAUAACAUGGGAUGAAUUCACAGCGGCCUUGGAGAGCCUCUUCCAGAACUUUACCCUAAGCUAUCGAUAUGGCAACAUGGAAUUUGGAUAUUUACAACAAAAUUACAGCUCCCAUGUCACUACACAGGCCACGCUGAGACAAGCCCUCGACACAUUUACAUACUCGCCUCGUGCACUGUUCAUUUCAUACGGUAUCGCGGUGUUGCUUGCGACCUUGUGCCUCGCGCUGGGCCUUGCGGCGAUGUUCGACAACCGGGUCUCAUAUACGAACAACUUCUCGACGAUCCUGCGCGUGACCAGAGACAGUGCCUUCAGCGCUCUGAUCGAGGACGACGAAGAUGCAAGUGGUGCUGAUCCCCUGCCAAAACAUGUUGCCGAUGUCAUGGUGACCUAUGUUGACCAGGGGGAGAAUGUUGGAGCGGGCGACUCUGUGGCUGGCAUGCGUGUUCUUAGAUGAUGGAAAGGACAUGGCUGCUACGAACACUCCUCAUGACGAACGAGUAAAUUUGAAAUAUAUCAUUCCG